UUCUCUGGCUCGUCAUGUAAAAAUUUACUUCCUUUAAAACAAAAGAUCAAGUGAUCAGACGGUAGCGAGGUUUUACUAUGAUAUGGUUCUCAAGAAUGAAAAGGAAUUCCCGCGGUAGUAUUGUUAAAUUGUGGUGAAAUCGAAGACGUAGAGGUAAAGAAAAUUGUCGCUACGCGCGAACCUUGAUCGAGUGGUGAUUCUUCACAUAACCGUGAAAUGAUCUAUGUUACUGCAUUGUGGCAUAACUUCAAAAGGAAUUCAAAUAAGAUAGACAAACUUCUGUGAUAAACCAGCAUGGAAUUCGAUCACGUUUUGCGGAUAAUUGGAGAAUUUGGUCCACAUCAAAGAAGGUUGUAUGCGUUGCUUAAUUUAUCGCUUAUUCCCGCCGCAUUUCAACUGCUAUUACAAGUGUUUGUUGGAGCCGAACCAAAAUGGAUUUGUUUGAAUUCUUUGUCGAAUGAAACAUGCCCCAGGAAUAAAUCACACUGUUCGGAAGUCCAGUACACUUCAGAAUUUACUUCAAUCGUCACAGAGUGGAACCUGAUAUGUGAAAAUUCAUACAAAGUGGAUUUAGUUCAAUCUGUUCUCAUGGCUGGGACUUUAGUAGGUGCUGUUAUCCUUGGAGCCUUGGCCGAUAAAUGUGGAAGAAGGAAAAUUUGGUACAUUUCAUUCACCGGGCUUGUUUUAUUUGGCUUUGCAAGUUCAUUUGCUCCAACGUACAGAAUAUAUGCUUUAUUGCGAUUUUUGACUGGAUUUUGCAUUGGUGGUGAAAUAUUAUCUGCCUUUGUGUUGGCAACAGAACUGAUUGGUCCGUCUUACAGAGGGUUUGCUGGCACUAUGGCACAAUGUUUCUUUACUUGUGGGCUUUUAAUUCUCCCAAUUGUUGCAUAUUUAAUUCGUGACUGGAGGACAUUGUCUGUUCUGCUGUCUUUGCCAUUUUGUGUUUUUAUAUUAUUUUUUAGAAUUGUUCCUGAAUCAGCUCGCUGGCUUAUAAUCCGUGGUCGCCUGGCAGAAGCUGAGGAUAUCUUAUCCAGUAUAGCAAGAAAAAAUGGUAUAGCUGUCCCGAAGAUUCUGUUACAAGUUAGUCGUCCACUGUCUGUUGUUGGAAACAGAUAUGGUUGCUUAGACCUUCUUUCCAAUAUGAAGAUUGCUAAAAUCACAAUAGUUUUGUUCUACUUAUGGUUUGUGAAUACACUGGUUUAUUACGGCUUAUCACUAAACACAAAGCAUUUGGGUGGUGACAUUUACAAAAACUUUUUUUUAUCAAGCCUCAUGGAAGUUCCUGCAUACUUGACAAGUGUUUGUCUUAUCAACUGGGUGGGGCGUCGCCGGAGUCUGUGUUACUACAUGAUGAUUGGAGGAGCUGCAUGCUUGACCUGCUUAUUUUUUCAAACAGGCACUCAACCUGUCUAUAGGGUGUUAACAACAAUCUUUGCUAUGAUUGGAAAGUUUGGAAUCUCAGCAUCAUUUGCUGUUAUUUACAUUUAUUCAGCGGAACUUCUUCCAACAGUAGUCAGGAAUGUUGGAAUGGGGGUGUGUUCCAUGGCAUCUAGAAUAGGGGGCAUUUGCUCUCCGUUUGUGGUAUUUUUGGGUAUUUACACUCGCCCUCUUCCCAUGAUGAUCUUUGGAAUGUGCUCCUUUGCAGCUGGGCUUCUAAGCCUUGUGUUGCCAGAGACUUUGAAUAAACCACUUCCUGAGAGCUUGGAGGAGACUGGGUUUGAAGGUGUGGAUGGAUUGUUGUAUGAACAGCUGGAAAUGGAACAAUUUACACACGAAAUGGAAUUUAACAAUGACGCAUUUCAAGCUAAUGAUUCAGACUUUGAUGAUGAUAUUAUUAGUGAAAAGACAACAUUUAUCUAGAAUGAUGCAGAGGAAAUAUUCCUGUUUCUGUUGAGGUGUAGAUCAAAUCUGUAGAUCAAAUCUUUCUUAUUUAAAGAGUAGGAUAUAAUAUGGAAUUAGAGAUGGACCUUUUUAGGCCUUAACAGACAUGAUUAACCCUUUAACUCCCAAGAUCUGAUUGUUAAUUCUCCCCUCUAGCUGCUACACAUUUCCUUGUAAAUUGGUUAUGAGAAUUUGGUGCUUGAUCAAGGUAAUAUCUUUUACCCGAUGAGUUUGAGUUUUCUCGCUACCUGUUUGCUGGGUAUUGUAUGGAUAUUAUAGGGAGAAGUUACUUGUCAAUCACUUCUGGGAGUUAAGAGUUAAUUAUUACUCACAAAUUAUUUAUAAAGAAGAUAUUUUGCGAGGCUUAGUUGGCAACGUAACUUAUUUAUAAUGACUCCGAGGUGAAUUUUUCUUAGUGUCGAAGCAUCGCAGGUGUUUUGGACUUUAAAACCUUUAUGUGUAGCAUUAGUUCUGAAGAACUAAGACCUCACAAGACAAAGCUAGUUUAUAGUAUUACAAUAACCUUCUGAAGUAAAUUUACCAUUUUUGCCAAUUGAAGGUAACCAAAAUUUGUACAUAAAGAAAAUACAGCGAUAUUAAGGGUUUAAGUUUAGUUUAGAAGUUGUAACAAGUAGGAUUCUAUGCUGGGAUUUUCCAUUCAUUCGGUGUGUGAAACAGCACAGGGAAAGUAUUGGGGAAUAGCGAUCAUAACGAUAAUCAACGGCGAUGGAUCCGUAUUCUGAGCCCAACGUAAAUCGAGCGUGGAACGUGAUAUUCGGGAUCGCCUUGCAGUUCCUAAACAAAAAGUAGUUGUUUGGAUUGUAUAGGUUCUCUCUUUGUUUAAUUUUUGAAAAAUAUCAGACUGCCGAAAACUUUGGCAGGGUGUUACUGACCGCGGAAACUUCGGAACCCAUGUUUCUUUUUGAAAGAAAAGUAAUCAGAUAAAAUUAACACUGAAAAGGACCUUAACACUGACUGAAAGUUGGUUUUCGGGAAUAAAGAAGAAUACCUUAAAAAGAGAAGUAUGUUGUAACUGUCCUUGACGUCCCAACUUUAAUUGUGGCGACAUUCACAGUACUAGUAAAAGGGUAUGUAACAUCAUUAAGAGCAAUCUGCAGUCACCUACCCCGAGUGUUAACAAAUAAACAAUCAUUUGAAAGCUCUAA
This is a messenger RNA of Pocillopora verrucosa, 3047 nucleotides long. RefSeq names its product solute carrier family 22 member 15-like. Gene Ontology annotation, biological process: transmembrane transport. Gene Ontology annotation, cellular component: membrane. The record is from RefSeq and is a predicted model, not a curated record. Gene Ontology annotation, molecular function: transmembrane transporter activity. Lineage: Eukaryota; Metazoa; Cnidaria; Anthozoa; Scleractinia; Pocilloporidae.